Mangifera indica (mango) is the source of this 1448-nucleotide messenger RNA. RefSeq names its product B2 protein-like. The transcript has 5 exons. Lineage: Eukaryota; Viridiplantae; Streptophyta; Magnoliopsida; Sapindales; Anacardiaceae. The record is from RefSeq and is a predicted model, not a curated record. Bases 185 to 1165 code for a protein of 326 amino acids. Gene Ontology annotation, biological process: response to endoplasmic reticulum stress.
UCUGCGAAAUCUUUCGUUCGCCUUAGUCCAAUUUCUCCUUAUUUAACUCGCACUGCUUCACCUACUUUCACUUCAAUUUACCUUUUCUCUGCCAUUUCUUCCCCUGUUUUAAGGUUCUUCUUCAUAAAUAAGCAAUAGCCAUUUCAUAUUUUGUUGCGUUGGAAGUGAACUUUUGGUGUUUCAGAUGGAGAACAAUCAGCAAUCGUUUUGGCGGUUCAGCGACCAACUCAGACUUCAAACGUCUAACUUGGCUAAUCUGUCGCUCAAUGAUUCGAUUUGGAGCAAUAAUUAUUUGUCCAAGAGGCCGGAUGAGAGGAGGAAUUUCGAUAUAAGAGUCGGUGGUGAAUUAAAUUCACUCAACAGUAGUUUGAAGCCAACCAAAGGAUCCGAUUUUAACGGGUUCAACGGUUUUGGUUUGGGUCCGAUUGGCCCACUUGUCGGCGACGGCUCUCACAAGAACGUUGGGAUCAAUGGAGGAUUCAACAAAGGAAUUUAUUCGAACCCGGGAAAUUUUGGUGUUACUAACAACAAGUAUAUGAAUGGUAAUUUGAAGGGGAAACAAAAUAAAGAAGAAAAUGAAAAUGGAGGCAAGGGCGGCAAGAAGAACAGCUACAGGAAGAAUCAGAACAAAAAUGGUGAUAAUAAUAAUGAAACCAAGGAGAAAAGUGCAGCUGAUAAGAGGUUUAAGACACUGCCACCAUCUGAAGCUUUGCCCAGAAAUGAAACCAUUGGUGGGUAUAUAUUUGUCUGCAACAACGACACCAUGGCCGAAAAUCUCAAGAGAGAGCUCUUUGGUUUGCCACCACGUUACCGCGAUUCAGUGCGAGCUGUAACCCCAGGCUUGCCCCUUUUCCUCUACAACUACACCACCCACCAACUCCAUGGAGUUUUUGAGGCUGCGAGUUUCGGUGGAACAAACAUUGAUCCAACAGCCUGGGAGGACAAAAAAUGCCCUGGCGAAUCUCGCUUCCCAGCUCAGGUCCGAGUUUUCAAGAGAAAAAAUUGUGUGCCAUUGGAGGAGGAUUCCUUCAGGCCAAUUCUCCAUCACUAUGAUGGCCCCAAGUUUCGCCUUGAGCUUAGUGUGCCAGAGGCUCUUUCACUCUUGGACAUAUUCGAGGAGCAAGACCCUGAAGCAGUCAACCAAAACCAAGCAAUCCUCUACUGAUACAGAUACACCAGUUAGGUAGAAAUGGAGUCCACUAAAACGAUACAGAAAGAAUAAAUUGAGUGCCUUUUGAUGUAAAACUUUUUCUUGAGGCUGUUUUGGGUUUGGAAUGAUAGAAAUAUGCAUUUGUUUAUUCUGUGUAAGCUUAAGAUAUGAACCAUGAAAGCAAAAUAAGAAGUUCAGUCAUGUUAAUAAUCGGAGUUUCUGAGUCUCCUCUUUAAGACUUGAAAACAGACCUUUCGUCUGUAGUUCUGAACUGAAAAUUGAGUACCCUUUUUAUUAA